CAACAUGCCUUCCCUUGAGAGGUUGCCACCUGAAAUUCUCCAAGAAAUUGUGUCGUACCUCCACGAUGGCUAUGAGCGACAUCGCUUCGGUGGAUACGAUCCUCCUCUAGGCCAACAUGAGAUAACAGGGAUCAAGCGACGCUCGUACUUAGCAUCUCUGCGUGCCGUAAAUCGUCUAUUCUGCCAGAUCGUCACACCCAUUCUCUUUCAGCACGCCAUCAUUUACUCCGGUAGUGUCAUAACAAGAUGGGGCGUAACCGCCGUCACCAGCAAAGGCGUUACCGGCACUGCACGUCUUGUAAAACUCUCAAAGGAUCCUUCACUUCGCAAAAUCGUCCGCCGUCUGGAAAUUUGCUUGAAAGUGCGGGGUCCGAAUGAUUUCCAAGAUUACAAGCCUGCGAUUGAGGAGAAAGAUAAGGACCUGGAAUAUCUUGCACGAUUAGGCGCUGUGAUUCACAGUGCACUACCGAAAUUUCCGAAUCUCAAGGCUCUGAAGCUUAACUUUGAGGAUAUUCCUUAUAAUUUCAGACAAGACUUUGAUGACCCGGGUCAGGGCAGUUGUUGUUGGGUUCAAGACACUCAGAAUUUCUUUGAGUCUCUAUCAACUGCUCUCUACAGAUCUGGACUCAAGAAUCUGGAAGAACUCGACCUCUCCUUACCUCUCGCCUAUGACUUUGGGCAUUUUCUUGACGAUGAUGAAGAUGGAGGUCCUCACUCCCCAAAGACAUUCUUCAAGCAACUCAAGCGUCUGAGUGUUCACUAUGGACACUGUACUGAGGAAGACGAAGACUUGGAAUUUCGGUAUAACCAUUCUAAUGACAAGUACGAUAAAUACGUCCGACAGUUGAUUCCACUAGCGACAAAUCUGAAUACCCUCAAGGUGAAGGGACCCGAUGUAUUGGUGCUGGACUCAUCAGCCCUGGAUCCCUUGAGCCUGGAAGUACUGGACUUGCAGAGCCUAUCCAUAACGGGGGAAGCACUCAUAUCUCUCUUCGAGCGGUCUACAGCUCUGCGAGAAGUUGUACUCAUGGGAGUCUACCUCGAGUCCGGCACAUGGCAAGAAAUACUCACAACCUUGAGCAAAACGACGCUUACAGCAUUCUACAUCGAAACAUGCGGCUAUCAAAAAGAAGGCGACACUAUACUACAUGUCCCCGUCAACCUAACCACCCAAGCCAAUGAGGACGAUAGUUAUAUCGAGACAAAUCGCACCGAAGACAUCGACGCAUGUGAAUUGGUCUUUGCGCGAGUCCAUGAGAAUAUGCGCCAGAUACACGGGAGUAAAUACGAUGAAGCGGCAGCUGAGAAGAAGAGGCAAACUCUGCACGAGGAUAUUAUUCGGAAGACAGGAUCGCUUGGGGAGUUUUGUCGAAGGUUCUUUGCGGAAAUAGAGGAGGAUGAGGAUGAUAAUUCUUCUGAGAUGGAUUCUUCUGAGGAUGGGACAAAUAUAGCUGAUUUCCUGGAGAUUGCGUUUGGUGGGCGUCCUGGGGAUACCUCUGAUGACGAAGAUUCGGACCUUGACUCUGAUGACUCUUCAGAUGUUGUUGAUUCGUCGGAUUCGGGUUCAUCUGACGACGAGUAG
This is a messenger RNA of Fusarium oxysporum Fo47, 1582 nucleotides long. RefSeq lists its product as uncharacterized. The record is from RefSeq and is a predicted model, not a curated record. The coding region runs from base 5 to 1582 and encodes 525 amino acids. The transcript has 2 exons. Lineage: Eukaryota; Fungi; Ascomycota; Sordariomycetes; Hypocreales; Nectriaceae.